AUGGAGUGCGUGGCGGUUGUAAGGGUGUGCGGUGGUCGCGUGUGGCAGGACCUGUUCCCCUCCGGCUUCAUGUUCAUCAACAACGUGUUCUACGUGGACGAGAGCCCGCGCUGCAAGGACAUCAGCGCGCCCAUCCGCGAGUGGGCGCGCCGCCGCGGCCUCGGCGACUUCCCCAAGCGCAGGAUGAACGGCGUGCGGCUCGACGAGCUGCUCGUCAAGCUGGGCCACCCCGAGGUGUACGUGCACCAGGGCAACUGCGAGCACCUGUUCACGUUCUCCGAGGUGCGGCUGCUGGGCCCGGGCGAGCCCAUGAACCUGGCCCUCUACCCGCGGCACACGUGCGUGCUGCAGAACCAGACCGUGUACUGCACCACGUGCGCAGAGUUCGGCGCCAAGUGGCUGGCCACGGGCUGCGCGCGGGUGCCCUUCGACCCCGCCUUCUUCUGCGACACCUGCCUCAAGCUCUACCUGUACACCGACGGCCGCAAGAUCGGCGACUUCAACGUGUACUCGUUCCGCGGCAACGAGAUCAACGUGCUCAAGCCGCUCGGC
Molecule: messenger RNA, 552 nt
Organism: Iphiclides podalirius (scarce swallowtail)
Lineage: Eukaryota; Metazoa; Arthropoda; Insecta; Lepidoptera; Papilionidae
Source: the annotation of a GenBank genome assembly